UUUGCAUAUGAGGCUAUAUAACAAACAAAGGUACAAAAAGGGAAAAGAUUCCGUUCUUGCUUUCCAAGUCAUCUCCACUUUGUCCUAGCACAAAGUCAUGGAAGUGCAUUACCUUUUGGUAGACUCGUCUUCAUCUGCCAUGGCUUCCUUCGAGAGAGAAUGCAGAGAGAUCCACGAAUCUUGCGGAAGAAAAGCCGAUUUGAUUCGAUCUUUGGCCGCGAGAACGAAGAUCGAACGCAAGCAGAUCCGAGACACCUACAGGAAAAUGUACGGUCAAGAAUUGGCAAACGUUCUUCUCCUUCAAAAGAACAGGGAAGAUGACAUGAUCUCGCAUGCAUUGUGGCUGUGGAUGCUUGAACCACACGCCCGUGACGCCGUGAUAGCCCGAGAGGCCCUUGACCGAGCCGGAGAUAUCGAUUUCAAGGCCCUCGUAGAGAUAUUCUCGGGUCGGAAAUCGAAUCAUAUCGAUAUGAUCAGACAAGUGUAUCAAGAACGGUACAAGAGGAACAUUGAUCAAGACAUCGUCAACAUUGAACCUCCACACCCUUAUCAAAAGAUUCUACUGGCACUGGCAGCUUCUCACAAGGGCCACGAAGCGGAAGUGAGCGAACACAUAGCGAAAUGCGACGCGAAGAGGCUCUACGAGAGCGGGGAAGGAAGAAGAGGAGCCUUAGAUGAAGCCGUCGUGGUCGAGAUCUUCACCAAACGAAGCAUUCCUCAGCUAAAACUCAACUUCUCCUUCUACAAACACAUCUACGGACAUGGUUAUGCUCAGUGGCUGAAGAAGGAUAAUCAUAUGGAAUUUAAGGAGGCUGUAAGAGUUGUUACCAAGUGCAUAUGCGACCCUCCCAAGUAUUAUGCACAGGAGUUACACGCAAGCAUAAGAGGAUUCAACAACAAAAGCAAAGCAGAUGUAACACGGAUCAUGGUGAGCAGAGGAGACAUAGACAUGGAUGAUAUCAAGAGAGAAUUCACAGGGAAAUAUGGGGUCCAAUUAAAAGAUUCGAUUUCUGAGAAUAUUCCCUGUGGUUUCUACAAAGACUUUCUCCUUGCUCUGGCCUCUAAUUGAAACCAAAACGUUUUCUCUCAUUUUUUUUUUUUGGGUAACCGGGUUUCCUGGGCCGAGGCCCAGACUAAUCCCAGGGCCGGGAGUCAGCCAUGUGAUUUGAAUUAUGCGCUCCCUCCCCAGCCUGAAGUUCGAACUCGGGGCGGAACAGACGUUUUUUCUCUCAUUUUCUUAAUCAGUUACUAGUUUUUGUCCUUUUUUUAAAUAUAUGUUUAUAUAUUCGAGUUAUAAUGUAAUUAUUUCCUCUUGUUGUGUUUGAAUGUAUAUCGUCUUCACGAAGAAAAUAGAUUUCGAUCAUAAUUAUGUAA
This is a messenger RNA of Tarenaya hassleriana, 1374 nucleotides long. Its product is annotated as annexin A13-like. The record is from RefSeq and is a predicted model, not a curated record. The transcript is spliced from 4 exons. The coding region runs from base 98 to 1069 and encodes 323 amino acids. NCBI's taxonomy places the organism in Eukaryota, Viridiplantae, Streptophyta, Magnoliopsida, Brassicales, Cleomaceae. Gene Ontology annotation, molecular function: calcium-dependent phospholipid binding; calcium ion binding. Gene Ontology annotation, cellular component: cytoplasm.